Molecule: messenger RNA, 2401 nt
Organism: Pocillopora damicornis (cauliflower coral)
Lineage: Eukaryota; Metazoa; Cnidaria; Anthozoa; Scleractinia; Pocilloporidae
Product: protein ERGIC-53
Biological process (GO): endoplasmic reticulum to Golgi vesicle-mediated transport
Cellular component (GO): endoplasmic reticulum-Golgi intermediate compartment; endoplasmic reticulum membrane; Golgi membrane
Molecular function (GO): D-mannose binding
Source: RefSeq, a predicted model, not a curated record
AGUGUUCUCUCAAAAUGGCUUCCGUCGAAGCUUUGACCAGUGUAGGUUUCUUAUUGUUUUUAUUUCGUUUAUCCGUCGCUUCAGUACCUGGUGAACGACACGUCAAAUUCCAAUAUAAGCAUAGUUUUAAAGGACCGCAUUUAGUGAAUAAAGAUGGAGCAAUUCCUUUUUGGAAUCACGGAGGAAGUGCUAUCCCCAGCGAUGACCAGAUUAGAUUGACUCCUUCAAUGACUAAUAAAAAAGGUUAUGCCUGGACAAAAAGCACCUUUCCUCAUGAGUGGUGGGAAAUAGAAGUAGCCUUGAAAGUAACUGGAAGAGGGAGGCUUGGUGGAGAUGGUGUGGCCAUUUGGUUUACAGAAACUGCAGGCAUCGAGGGUCCUGCAUUUGGAAAUACUAACACAUGGAAAGGUCUUGGUGUUUUCCUUGAUUCAUUUGACAAUGAUCAGCAGGGAAAUAAUCCAUUCAUUUCAGUAAUGUUAAAUGAUGGAAAUCAGAUUUAUGAUCAUAACAAAGAUGGACAGGAUCUUCAACGAGGUGGCUGCUUACGAGAUUUUCGUAAUCGACCAAACCCAGUUAGACUUAGAAUACGCUAUUAUGAGAAUGUGCUCACGGUGUGGGUACAUAUGGGAAUGACCCCUAAACCUGAAGACUUUGAGCUCUGCACUCGUCUUGAAAACAUAAGCCUGGCCAAAAAUGGCUUCUUUGGUGUAUCUGCAGCUACAGGUGGCUUAGCAGAUGACCAUGAUGUUCUUUCUUUUAUUACCCACUCACUCACUCCACCUAAGGACACACAGGGUGAAACAGGAAUGAGUGAAGAAGAGCAAAAGAAGCUUGCAGAGCAGUAUGAAGAAUACCAAAAGAAACUGGAGCAACAAAGAGAGGAGUACAAGACAGCUCACCCUGACAAAGUCAAGAAACCUGAAGCAGAGUAUGAGAGUGCUUAUGAAAGAGAUGUUCGUUUGGUAUAUGAAGGACAAAAUGCUCUUCAUCAAAUGAUCAGCAACCUUCACUCUAAAGUUGGUGAAUUAACAGUACAAGUAAAUACACUAUACACAUUGGUAACAACAGAUCAUAACCAGAUUGGACAAGUGGUUAGACAUGACCAAACCAUCAAUAGACAAGAAGUGAACACACUAAUAAAUAUGCAACAGCAACUCAGUUCUAAGCUGCAAGAAAUCAGCAACUUAAUGAGUCAAGGAGGUAAUAUGGAGAGAAGAGAUGUUGGUGACUCAGCUGGCGUUAAUUCUAAACUUAGUGACAUGCAGAAUGCAAUUGAAUCACUAACACACUCAGUCAAUAGUGUGGCAACUAAACAACAAAUGAUGAGUGGUCAAGAGAAAAAAGAAUGCCCCCCUCCCUCACCCAUGCCACAGUGUAUAGGUCCAGGAUACUUUGUGGUUUUAAUUGUGGCCCAGUUAAUUAUGCUGAUUGGUUACAUUGGAUACAAAAAUCAAAAGGAGGCUGCUGCCAAGAAAUUCUUUUAGGAAUUUUUGUUAAAUUAUCUUUGACAUGUUAGUCUGUAUUACAGGCUUGGGCGGGAUGUUUGGAAUGAAAUGAAAAUAUUACUGUGUGACCUUUUACUGUACUAGCACUAAACUGCAGCACAGUGUCCACGAAUUCAACAUACUAGGAGAUAAAGUUCCAAUUGAUAGGAGAUUUUUUAACUUUUGUGCCACAGAAAGAAUUUAAAAGUUGGCUACCUCAUUUUUUUUUUAGUACAAGUUAUUGGCAUGUUACUGAAGAUUAUUGGCUCUUUUGUUAGAGCCUUUCCCCAAGAAAAGUAAUAAUGACAUCUAGAAGGCAACAGUGUGAGGUCUGUCAACAUAAUUUUCAUUUGUCGUCUGUGUAAAAUUACAUGACAGUAAACUUUAAAAUGUUAUUUGUCAUUUGUAAAAUCUAUAAAGUUGUGUUUGUUAAAUAUGAAUUAAAAAACCUUUUAGGAACAAAUUUAAAAGCACUUGUUUCAAAAAUGAUGUACUCAAGCUGAAUUGUAUUUAUCAUCUCUAAAUUGUCACUUAUGGAUCUUGAAAUUUGUGGGAAAAAAAGCUAGAACCCUUAAAUGAACUUUGCUGUUUCUGAUGCAAUACAUAACCCAAGUUAAAUUUGAGGUAGAGAGUUUUCUUGAGGCAUUUUGGUGUUGUUACUCAAUAUAAUGUAUUUGGAAUAGAUGGAGAUUGUCCAUAGACUUUAUGUCAUAUUAAAAAAGUAAACUGGUAUAAUUAAAAAAAAAUUAAGGAUGUGCCAGGUGUGAUGUAAAAUACACAGCAAUGUUAGUGAACAUCUCUCCUGUACAUCAAGUUUUAAAGUUUGAACAUUGCAAGUGUUGCCAUACGUACUACUCUCUGCAUUUCCAGUAUCAACAUAUGGUUCUCAAACUUUCAUCAAUAAAAAUUAUGUUUCA